UCGGCCAAAUGACAGCAGCUUUCUCUUUCGAUCUCUCGGGGUUGCCUGCGUUCGAGCAUGGAGCCGGAGUUCGCGACUUACCUCUUCUGUCCGCUGUGCCAGGAGCUGCUCAACGAGCCCGUCUCAAUUCCGUGCGGACGCACUUUCUGCGAAGGCUGCCUCAGACAACUGUGGGAUGACAGCGAACGCAAAAACGAAAACUUCAGCUGCCCCACCUGCAAAGAAGUUUACAACCCCCGGCCGCACGUGUAUAAGAACGGCAUUGCCGCGGAGGCGAUCAAGUACUUGAAGAAGCGGCGCCUGAGCCGCCCUGGGGAGAAACUGGCGGGCCCCGAAGAUGUGGCGUGCGAUGUGUGCAGCGGCUUGAAGCGCAGAGCCGUCAGCUCGUGUCUCACCUGCCUGGCCUCGUACUGCGAGACGCAUAUCAAGCCGCACAGGACCGCCGAGGCUCUGCGGAGGCACGUGCUGGACAAACCGACCGCCAACCUGCCGUGGAAGCCGUGCGCGGAGCACUGCAGGCCGCUGGAGCUGUUCUGCCGGACCGACAACAAGUUCAUCUGCGCCGUGUGCUUGGUGCGCGGGCAUCAGGGGCACAGCGUGGAGAUGGCGGACGAGCAGGAUUCCCAAGGCGGCUCAAACGAGCACCCUGAUCAGAAUUCUCAGGAGACACACAACCUGCUUAACCAAGAGGCAAGUUCAUUUCCUUUUCAUGCAAGCCUAAUGAAGUUGUCAUCAUGUGCAUAG
Molecule: messenger RNA, 744 nt
Organism: Erpetoichthys calabaricus (reedfish)
Lineage: Eukaryota; Metazoa; Chordata; Cladistia; Polypteriformes; Polypteridae
Product: E3 ubiquitin/ISG15 ligase TRIM25-like
Exons: 4
Coding region: 58-744 (228 amino acids)
Molecular function (GO): zinc ion binding
Source: RefSeq, a predicted model, not a curated record